AGUAAGCAUGCAACUUACUAAAAUACGUUAAAAAUACUAUUGCUCAACCACACAACAUGGACACGGUUUCGAUUAUUGGUCAGUCAUUCAGUGCACUUUUGGCGCUUGUAUUUAUCACGAUCUUUCUGAACACCCUCAUACGACGUUAUCUUUUGAAACCUACGUGGCCAAGUCAAUCUCGGUGCACCUCAACAAGCCGGCGUUUGGGGAAAUUUGAAGAAACCAUGGAGAUAUUUAGUAACGAACGUCAGGGUUGCACAAACUCUUGUUAUGUGAUGAUGUUGCAAUCGAAAGAGAAACUUGAAGAGUCGCUUAUUCGCAAGACAUUGAUACGUCUAGCCAAACGACAGCCAAUGCUACGAGCCAUUACCAAGACUGUUUCUAAUUGCUCUUGGUUUGGAUCAAGUAGCGAAUGUUAUUUCGAAAUAAUUGAACCGGCGAGCGUUGGAGAUAUGAUUAAUAUCACAAAGUCUGAUCUACGUGCUUCUCAAUGGCAAAAAUCAUGGGUGGAUAUUGCUACAAAAUCUGUUGGCGCUGGCUUACUAUGGAAAUUGGUUUUGUUCAGUGAAGAAUAUCUAUCUGACAGCGAGAACUACCUCAACACAAUUGUAAUCCGCGUGAAUCACUGUAUUGUCGACGGUAUGUCCGGUAUGAAAUUGUGCAAACAAUUUCUAAACCACCUAAAUAGCUUUUCCGAAGACCCACGAGUGCACAACGAAAUCGUUCCGAGUCUUGAACUUUGCCCCAGUUUUUAUGAGAUGAUCUAUAACACCCAGCCUUGGUCACUGUGGAAGUAUUUGCAGGAAACCCUGGGACUGUAUUUCAUAAUCAAAGUGUUGAAAAGAAUAACGUUACACAUCUCGUUGAUCUCCAAACCUGAAAACCCACACCAAUUUUUCAUGAUGCAACCAAAGUCUGAAGGGCGUGAUUUGAGGUGCAAAAUAUUCUCUGAAAGCGAAACCUUGCAGAUUCGCAAAGUCUGUAAAUCAAAAGGAGCAACCGUGACGGGUGCGCUUAUGGCUUCAGCUUAUUUUGCUUUGUGCAAGCUCAUCGAGAGUGAAGGUGUUACUAAGCCACAGGAGCUGAUGCAACUCUUUGCAGUAAAUGGGCUGCGAGUCUGUAACAGUAAGCCUCCAGAAGAAUACGUCGGUAAUUUUUUCCUUUCAGAAAUGCUCCCAAUGCCUUAUGUGAGCAGUGAAAAUGAUUUUUGGGCAACAUCUCAAGAGGCAACCAAGGGGAUUCAAAACAUAAUUAAGGAGAGGGGAAAAGAUCUUUCCAAACAUUUAGCUGAAUAUGUUAUUUGGACCCCCAGAGAAAUGGUCGAGGAAGUGCUCUCUCCCAAUAAUUCAAGCAAAGAACUAUUAAAUUACGUGUCAAGUGCUGGGGCAUUUACUUUCUCUGAUGAUGAUGAAAUGUCCACAUUUAAAUUACAGAGUUGUCUUUUCUAUAGCAUUCCUUAUGCAUUUUCAUCAUUUUCUUGUCAUUUUAAUACAACAGUGAACGGUAAAAUGGCGUGGGUAAUUGUGUGCAGUGAUUUUGUUCAACCCACAAUUGAAGACCAAUUUGUGAAUCUUUGUUUUGAUACAUUUCAGAAAGAAAUUCAUUGUCAAAGUCAGGAACCAUAGGCUUCUCUUAUUGUACAUUGAUAUUGAGCGCAUAUUGAACUAAUAAUUUUUUGUGUGUUCUUGUUGUACUUAUCAUAUUCCAAUGGAUCUGAUAGAUUGUAAAAAGUAUGGAAAG
Messenger RNA from Dendronephthya gigantea, 1740 nucleotides. RefSeq lists its product as uncharacterized. Bases 57 to 1625 code for a protein of 522 amino acids. Lineage: Eukaryota; Metazoa; Cnidaria; Anthozoa; Malacalcyonacea; Nephtheidae. The transcript has a single exon. The record is from RefSeq and is a predicted model, not a curated record.